Molecule: messenger RNA, 2676 nt
Organism: Nothobranchius furzeri (turquoise killifish)
Lineage: Eukaryota; Metazoa; Chordata; Actinopteri; Cyprinodontiformes; Nothobranchiidae
Gene: apmap
Product: adipocyte plasma membrane associated protein
Biological process (GO): biosynthetic process
Cellular component (GO): endomembrane system
Molecular function (GO): arylesterase activity; strictosidine synthase activity
Source: RefSeq, a predicted model, not a curated record
AUAACCCAAGGAGAAAUGUGUUUUCUAACUAACCAGAAUGGCCAGAACUCUGUGGGGUCAGGGCAGGGGUGCAGGGUUCUGCUGGGCCGCUGGGGGCGGUGCCUCGCAUUCGCGUCACUUAAUAACCACAGAAGAAGAAGUUCGGGUCGUUACCUGUCUCUGGAAGCGGUCCUAAACACAGCUACGGACCAUCUACCGAACCGAGCCGGGAUUAGUAUGAACGAUUCGGAAGGAAUCCGGUUCCGGCGGCUAAACCGUCCGCAGGUCAUCACGGAGGAACUUCCAGAGCGGCGACACAAAGGAUCCAGUACCUACAGCGGGAAGGUGUUCAAGGUCAUCCUGCUGUCGUUGGGGGGUUUCCUGCUUCUUCCUCUCCUCGUCAUCAUCCUCAUUCUGGAGUCACCCAUCCAGCCAGAGGUCUUCAGACUAAAGGAGCCCCCACCAAUGAGGGGAUGUUGGGAGUCUAACCUGAAGCUCAGAGAAGCCCAGAGACUCUUUGAAAACCAGAUCAUUGGGCCUGAAUCCAUCGCUAACAUUGGAGAUGUCCUCUUCUCUGGAACAGCUGAUGGGAAAAUCGUGAAGCUGAGUGGUCGAAGAAUUGUUACGGUGACCAGGCUUGGGAAAGAGCCAUGUGGUUCUACAGCAGAUGAGCCCAGCUGUGGUCGGCCACUGGGCAUCAGAGUCGGACCCAACGGCACUCUGUUUGUAGCUGACGCCUACCUGGGCUUGUUUGAGGUCAGCCCCACGACAGGCGAAGCAACCCGCUUGGUGGCAGGAGGUCAGGUGGUCGCUGGCAGGAAGCUAUCAUUCAUCAACGACGUGACUGUGACGCAGGAUGGAAAGAAGGUGUACUUCACCGACUCCAGCAGCAGGUGGCAACGUAGAGACUACAUGCACCUGAUUAUGGAGGCCACCGCUGACGGACGGGUGUUGGAGUACGACACAGAAACCAAAGAGCUGACUGUCAUCAUGGAAAACCUGCGAUUCCCAAACGGCAUCCAGCUGCUUCCCGAUGAAGAGUCUGUUCUUGUGGCAGAGACCACCAUGGCCCGCAUCCGCAGGGUCCAUGUAGCUGGUCUGAACAAAGGGGGGAUGGAUACGUUCGUCGACAAUCUGCCUGGCUUUCCUGACAACAUCCGGCCAAGCUCAACUGGAGGUUACUGGGUGGCCAUGUCUGCUGUAAGACCGAACCCUGGCUUCUCGAUGCUGGACUUCUUGUCCCAGAGACCCUGGAUCAAAAAACUCAUUUUCAAGCUCUUCAGUCAAGACGUGCUGAUGAAGUUUGUUCCGCGGUACAGUUUAGUGGCGGAGCUUCAUGAUGGUGGCAUCUGCACACGGAGCUUUCAUGACCCCAACGGCCUGGUGACGGCCUACGUCAGCGAGGUCCACGAGUACGAUGGGCACCUCUACCUGGGCUCUUUUCGCUCACCGUACAUCACCAAGCUUGAUCUGCAGAAGGUGCAGUAAAUGAAAGUCAUAAAAAAGAAACAUCUGAAAAGUGAAAAUGGAUGUUUGGGAUAUUUGUGACUGGCCAAUCAGGAGGAAGCGUAACAACCACCUGGCUGUUGGCACGUCUAAUCCUUUUCUGCAGCCAUGUAAGAAACGAAGAUUAAAGUCCCGACACUGGUGACCUGCGUCUCCCCUGCUGGUUGUAAUUCAUGUUUUCUUAGAUCAGAACCUGCUGCCAAACUUGGUAUAGACCUGAAUAACCUUCUGGAUGCGUGUUCGGGAAGGACUCCAAAUGUCUGGUCAGACUUCAUUUGAUUUAUUGGAUUUUAUUUUAUUUUUUAUUUCAGUACAAUUUUGACAGCUAAUUACAUUCGACGCAUUACAACUUAGUGGAAACAUGUGAGAAAAUUCCUUGAAAUCAGAAAAUGGAGACUAGUUUGCACCGUGCAGCUUCAAACUCACCGGCUGGCUACUUUCAUCGGGCUUCUGUCAGUUCCAACGAUACAAAUCACACCUUUAUCAUUUUAGACGAUUGUUAAAUGUGUUCACGUUGACCUCUUGAGGGUGUUGGUCAUGCUAACUCACCCUGCUACGUGUUAGCAUGCUACAUGUAAGGCUGUGGUUUGAAUCCGUUACAGAACCAGGAGUCCCGCCAGGGUUCCGUCUACUCAUUUUAUGUUUCAAGCUCAAAUGUGGAUUUUUUAAGCCUUUUGACUUCAUGUUGAUUAUUUUCUUCAUCGUAUCUUCAUCGACGAGCCUACUGCAGGUUAUGUUCUGCAGGUCUAUAAAUUAGUUAGCCUAAAAUAAAGAGUUUUGGCAUCUAAAAUAUCAGAAGUUUGUGAGUCCUUUCUUAUUUUCUGUGAGUUGAACAUCUUGCUCCUCCUCCUCCUCCUCAUGAUGAGGACACCACGUAUGAUUUGGCUGGAAAAAACCAACCGGGGGUGAUUUCUUCUCCUUAGAUCAGAUGUUUCAUCUGUGUUUUGUUUAAGAAGAAACAAAUCCUCAGCUUGUAUUGUUGAUGCUUAUUUUUGUAAAUAAUUUUAACAUUCAGGCAUAAAUGGAUUUGUCAGAUUUUUACAUUUAAUGUAAAUAUUCAGCAGUUUUGGUUUUAUUUUAGGACUUCAUUUAGAUAAUUUAUUCUUUUGAUGAAUUUGUUCUGUUGUCACUUUGUUCUCAUUCAAAGUCAGUCAAAUAAAACAUGAAUUCUUUUCACGUUUGAACUCAGAA